ACAGGAAGAGAGCAGGGGGAAACCAAAAGAGAUGCACACUUCCCCGAAACAAGGUCCCCGUGCCGGCUGCUACCCUCCGGGCCUCUAGCCCAAAGGAAGGCACACAGGGGAAGUUCCGGUACCUUUUGGGGGGAAGAAGCUGCCAUGGAAGAGCCUGCAGCUCCCACUGAAGCCUCUGAGGCACCUGGGGCAUCUACGGGUGCCGAGGCAGCAGGGGAGGGUGCACCUGGGCCUUGUCUCCGCACUCGCCCGGUCUUCCGGCAAUUUGCGGCUACAGGUCCGGCCCCCCUUCGCGCGUCACGUCUGAGGCCUGCCCAGGCUGCAGGGGGAGGGGCUGGGCCCAGUCGCUUGCAGGGCCGGAGUGGUGGCAGCUGGACGAAGCAAGUCAUCUGCAGGUAUUAUCUGCAUGGGCUUUGCAAGGAGGGGGAGAACUGUCGCUACUCACAUGACCUCUCAGGCCAGCAGUUGGCCAGGGAGGGCCAUGGUUCACUGCCUCGGGCCUCUGCAGACCAAGGCCCUAGCACGGCUGCGCAUACUGAGACUCUGCCUCAGGAAGUGGCGAAAGCCCCCUCUGCUGCGCCUUCAUGCUCCUUGCCUGUGAUUGGCUUGGCUGCUGAAAGGGGCUUCUUUGAAGCUGAGAGAGACAAUGCAGGCCUUGAAGCUGCAGGAGGAGCCAGUGUAGAAGGCUGGGAGAAUGCUAUUGAAUUUAUUCCCGGGCAACCCUAUAGGGGCCGCAUGGUCCCUUUUGUUCCCAGGGCUCCUCUACAGAGCCCAGUGACUGAGAGGGAACAGAUUGCAGUGGGCAGGGGUCAGCAGCUUUGCCGUGAUGCUGCCAUGGGGCAGUGCUUUCGUGGGGAGAGUUGUAUGUAUAUCCAUGGAGAGAUAUGCGAUAUGUGUGGGCUUCAGGUCUUGCACCCUGUGGAUGCUGUGCAGAGGGCAGACCAUACAAAGGCUUGCAUUGAAGCACACGAGAAGGAUAUGGAACUCUCAUUUGCAGUGCAGCGAAGUAUGGACAAGGUGUGUGGCAUCUGCAUGGAGGUUGUCUAUGAGAAAGUCAACCCUAGUGACUGCCGCUUUGGCAUCCUCUCCAACUGCAACCACACCUACUGUCUUAAGUGUAUCCGCAGGUGGAGGACUGACAAACAGUUUGGCAACAGGAUCGUCAAGUCCUGUCCACAGUGCAGGGUUACCUCCAACUUUGUCAUUCCCAGUGAGUUCUGGGUGGAGGAGGAGGAAGAGAAACAGAAACUUAUUCAGCAGUACAAGGAGGCAAUGAGCAACAAGACUUGCAGGUAUUUUGCUGAAGGCAGGGGUUACUGCCCAUUUGGAGAGAACUGUUUUUACAAGCAUGCAACCCCUGAGGGCCCAGGAGAGGAUCCUCAGAGGCAGGGUGCUGAGGCAUCCAGUGCUCACUGCAGUCAACUUUUGGAGCCUACUCAGGUGGGAGAGGGCGAGAUGCCCUUUGAAAGCAGUAAAAAAAAAGCUUGUCAUGCUUCGGCUGGCCAAUCUGUUGUUAAGUGUUUUCUUUCACUGGGAAAGAGUGUGCUUUUUUUUUUUUCUCAGAGGACCAGUGGGACUUACUUCCUUAUGAGAUGGAAAAAUAUUUCAGUUUGAAUCUGUAGCAUUAUGCUGUGGCAUGUGGUCUAGUGUGCUAAGGCUCUGUCUGUCAUCUGCUAUUGCUUGUUUGUUGUUUAUAGACACAUCUAUCAUUUACAGGGGCUAUGGAAGCCAUUUUUACAAAGCAUUCAUCUCUGUUUUCUUGUCCAUCCUCAUUUCAGGGUUAUGCUGUUUUACUGUGGUAAACUGUAACAAAGUCCUUAAAGUUAUUGUUCGAUGAAAUGAAUAUUACUGUAGUUUAUGGUUUAUUUUGUCAUCUCUGUUUUCAACAGGAUUGAUUCAGUUCUAGUCUAGUGUUUACAGAAUUUCCACACUCAUUUUGAAGUCCCUCAAGAAUAAAUGUGACAGGGUGAAGGGAGAAGUCUUAACUGAACAAGGAGCUUUUUGCUACUACAGCCUUAAGAAAUGGACCCUCGCAGGGCCUUUGUGGUACAACUGCUCAUCUUUGUUGUUUACAUGUCUGUUCUUUCCCUCAUUCCUCUUCAAGUGCACUCUUUAACAUGUGGUUACCUUGUGGUUUUGUGUUUUACUUGACCAGAACCAAGUGCGUAUGUUUACAUGUUUUUAUCCUGUAAAGCUUGAUGUGAAAUUACUUACAUUUCAAAGUAUAUAUUUAAGAAUUAUAUAUUUGCAUAUAAAUGUGUGUAAAAGUUAUAUCUUUCAAGAUAUAUAUAAAACAAAUACCCUAUCAUAUCUGGAAGAGCUAGAAGCUGAAAACGAAAGGCUAAUAGUAUUUGCUGUUGUGAGUGUGAAGUGUGUAAAUGAUCUUUCCUUUUCACAGGCUUCAGUGAUUAGUAUCUAAUGAAAACAUAUUCAAGUGGCUGUGGUCAAAUGUAGCAGACACAGAUAAAGGACUUACAAAGUAGGACAUUGGUAAUUCCUUUGGUGGCAUCAAUAGCUCACUCUCCUAUUAUAAAUACACAAAUGCGUGUUCCCAUGUGAUUUAGCACAAUCACAUUCCUUAUAACAGCACAAUCAGCCUUGAACUCAGAUAUACAGUUCUUUGUAUUAAUAUUUUGUAUUAUCUCUUGACAUUAAAAAAGGGGCUUUUGACAAGUUUUCAACAUACAAAUGACAAAAUUAUGAAAGAGAAAAUAGAAUAAUAAAAAUAUUGGAACCAGUCAGAAUAUAAGAGUGAAAAGAUUAAAAAAAAAGUGAAA
Molecule: messenger RNA, 2777 nt
Organism: Leopardus geoffroyi (Geoffroy's cat)
Lineage: Eukaryota; Metazoa; Chordata; Mammalia; Carnivora; Felidae
Gene: MKRN3
Product: makorin ring finger protein 3
Exons: 1
Coding region: 145-1614 (489 amino acids)
Biological process (GO): protein polyubiquitination
Molecular function (GO): metal ion binding; ubiquitin protein ligase activity
Source: RefSeq, a predicted model, not a curated record